Aspergillus glaucus CBS 516.65 is the source of this 1533-nucleotide messenger RNA. Its product is annotated as Zn(II)2Cys6 transcription factor. The coding region runs from base 1 to 1533 and encodes 510 amino acids. Gene Ontology annotation, biological process: response to xenobiotic stimulus; regulation of DNA-templated transcription. Gene Ontology annotation, molecular function: DNA-binding transcription factor activity, RNA polymerase II-specific; zinc ion binding. The transcript has a single exon. The record is from RefSeq and is a predicted model, not a curated record. NCBI's taxonomy places the organism in Eukaryota, Fungi, Ascomycota, Eurotiomycetes, Eurotiales, Aspergillaceae.
AUGCCGCCAGAAAUGCAACGCCUCCGCUCCAAAAUCGCCUGUCAAUCAUGUCGUGAACGCAAACGAAAGUGCGACGGCAACUUCCCCUGCAGUUACUGCCAUCGCCUCGAUCACGAAUGCUUCUACGGGCCAACCCGCCGCAGCAAAAAGACCGCGCACAGGUUGGGCCAGCACUCCACUGAUAUCAAUUCUCCCGAAUCCCCAGAUUAUGACGGCAAAGACCCACAACUACAGCUUCUCGAGGCCAAUUCGCCGGCUGUUUUUGUGCGGCAGUUGGCGCUGAAAAUGAAUGCUACUAAUGCGCCGAUACUGAACUGCUAUGCUUGGAAUCUCGGGUUUGAUCGGGAGAUUGCGUGUUUACCGCAGGUCUCGUGUAUAACGGAGAUUUUGUCGUUGUCCGAGAUGCAUGAGUUGGCGGCUAUUUACUUUGCGCAUGUUGCGCCUGUGUAUGACUUUGUUGAUCGGGCGGAGGUGGAUGAGGCGAUUAUCAAGAGGUGGUCGAAUGGGUUUCCGUAUGAUCAAGCCGAUUCGAUGCUUCUGGGGAUAGCAGCCCUCGGAUGUCUCUUUGGACAUCGAUCCGCAGGAGUCGAGAUGCAGCUAGUGCACAGUGCGCGUAUCGUACUCGAGUACUCCAGCCAGCUGGCGACGCCGGAAUUCGACCAUGUAGUUGGCUGGUUACUACGAGUCAUAUACCUGCGCGUGACCAGUUCCCCACACGCAACAUGGAUGGCCAGCUGUACACUAAUGCAUCUGAUCGAAACAACAAAACUGCAUUUCGACUCCACGACCGACUCCAUCCUCGCGCAAUCGACCGGGCCACGCAUACACCCCGAACGCCGACGCAAAGUAUACUCUGUCGCACAGCUCUUCAACACCUGGGUCUCUCUCGACUGCGGCAAGUCCCAGGUCGAACUCCGUGGCGCAUCAUCUGCAUUACCCGAAACAGGCUGGACAGUCGAGCAGCGCGAAAUAUGUCGAAUAUCGGCGCUCCUAGGUCCAGAGAUCUAUCGGGACAUAGUCGAACUCGAAAGCGAACUUGUUGAACUCUGUAAACUAAGCCCGACGCAGCCUAUGCUCCGACUAAUCCAAUGUAACGUCGGACUGUGUAUCUACCGCCGCUUCCGCGCCCUAGGACGCGUUAUGUCUGAGGAGUCCCUCGACUCAAUCGUGAACCUAGCACGGCGCAGCCUGAAAGCAGCCGAAGAGCUAGUUGGAAUAUCCUCGCCGUGGUGGCACAGUUUGAACAUUCCCUUUCAGAUCGUCUGUGUGUUGUUAGUGAUCGACCAUCCACAGGCAUUGGUUAUGCUUCCGGAUGCGCUGCAGACGCUGCGGUCGGUGGCGGAUCACUAUCAAACGGGGAUGACGAGGGAGGCAUAUGAGAUUGCGGUAUUCCUGGUAAAUCAGCAGCGAGAGAGACGCUUCCAGGCGCUGAAUAGUCUGGAUAGUGCGCUCCGGGGACAUGAGAGUAGUGACGGGACGUUGAAUAUGGGGAAGUGUGUUGAGGAGCAGUUAUUUCUAGAGGAUCUGUUGUAA